This is a messenger RNA of Musa acuminata subsp. malaccensis (wild Malaysian banana), 1788 nucleotides long. RefSeq names its product elongation factor 1-alpha. NCBI's taxonomy places the organism in Eukaryota, Viridiplantae, Streptophyta, Magnoliopsida, Zingiberales, Musaceae. Gene Ontology annotation, molecular function: GTP binding; translation elongation factor activity; GTPase activity. The record is from RefSeq and is a predicted model, not a curated record. Gene Ontology annotation, biological process: translational elongation; translation.
AGCUUAUAAGUAUCCAGCCGCUAGGGUUCGGACACCACUCUCAUCGCGACAUCCGUGGUCGAGGAAGCCGCCGCCGAUCUCUCCUCUUCUCCUCCUACUGUCUCUCGGUCUUUGUGUUAAGAAACUUGCAAUGGGAAAGGAGAAGGUUCACAUCAACAUUGUGGUUAUUGGCCAUGUCGAUUCUGGUAAAUCGACAACAACUGGACAUCUGAUUUACAAACUCGGGGGGAUUGACAAGCGUGUUAUUGAGAGGUUUGAGAAGGAAGCUGCUGAGAUGAACAAGAGGUCAUUCAAGUAUGCGUGGGUGCUUGACAAGCUGAAGGCUGAACGUGAACGUGGUAUCACUAUCGAUAUCGCUCUGUGGAAGUUUGAGACCACAAAGUACUAUUGCACUGUCAUUGAUGCUCCUGGACAUCGUGAUUUCAUCAAGAACAUGAUUACUGGAACCUCUCAGGCCGAUUGUGCUGUCCUCAUUAUUGAUUCGACAACUGGUGGUUUUGAAGCUGGAAUUUCUAAGGAUGGGCAGACUCGAGAGCAUGCACUUCUCGCUUUCACUCUUGGUGUCAGACAAAUGAUUUGCUGCUGUAACAAGAUGGAUGCGACAACCCCCAAAUAUUCCAAGGCAAGGUAUGAUGAAAUCAUCAAGGAGGUUUCGUCCUAUCUUAAGAAGGUUGGUUACAAUCCGGAGAAGAUUCCUUUCGUGCCAAUCUCUGGUUUUGAAGGCGAUAACAUGAUUGAGAGAUCCACCAACCUUGACUGGUACAAAGGCCCAACUCUACUGGAAGCCCUUGACUUGAUCCAAGAGCCCAAGCGACCCUUGGACAAGCCCCUUCGUCUCCCCCUGCAGGACGUGUACAAGAUUGGAGGAAUUGGAACUGUGCCUGUAGGCCGUGUUGAGACUGGAAUCCUGAAGCCUGGUAUGGUUGUUACCUUUGGUCCUACAGGUCUCACAACUGAAGUUAAGUCUGUGGAGAUGCACCAUGAGGCCCUUCAGGAGGCCUUUCCCGGUGACAAUGUUGGUUUCAAUGUCAAGAAUGUUGCUGUAAAGGACCUGAAGCGUGGUUUCGUUGCCUCGAAUUCCAAGGAUGACCCAGCAAAGGAGGCUGCCAACUUCACCUCGCAAGUCAUCAUUAUGAAUCAUCCCGGUCAAAUUGGGAAUGGCUAUGCUCCUGUUCUUGAUUGUCACACCUCUCACAUAGCUGUCAAGUUUGCGGAGCUUCUGACCAAGAUCGACAGGCGAUCCGGCAAGGAGCUGGAGAAGGAACCCAAGUUCCUCAAGAAUGGAGAUGCAGGUUUGGUGAAGAUGAUUCCGACAAAGCCGAUGGUGGUCGAGACUUUCGCCGAGUACUCGCCGCUGGGUAGGUUUGCUGUUAGAGACAUGAGACAGACGGUUGCCGUGGGUGUUAUCAAAAGCGUGGAGAAGAAGGAUCCCACCGGAGCCAAGGUUACCAAAGCAGCCCAAAAGAAAAAAUGAAGGGAGGAGAAUUCUGCGUUAAUAUUAUUUGGAGUGAUUUGCUGUCUUAGUAUGUGUCCUGGUCGUCUUUGUCAGUCCAUAGGCACUGUAUCUGGUGUCUGGGUGCAGAACUGGGUGCUCGACAGGCGGUGGCAGACAUAAGGUCUCCCUGUUGUACUGGUGUGUUGUUUGCAUUUCUCAUGAUAGUUUGAGAAUGUCUAUGUUCUGAACUGUGAUCUGCAGCGAGUUGCGAUGUGUCCCGUCAGGUAUAUGCACGAAUCCAUUUCGUAGUAUGAUCUGAUAUUUUACUAAAUAAAUCUGUCGGGUGAAGUCUU